Messenger RNA from Seminavis robusta, 1188 nucleotides. The record is from the annotation of a GenBank genome assembly. Lineage: Eukaryota; Bacillariophyta; Bacillariophyceae; Naviculales; Naviculaceae.
AUGUUCUCCACUCUAGCACGCUCCUCUGCCUUUGUGGCUCGUCCAUUGGUCGGACGCAAUGUUGCACGAACCUUUGUGACCCCUUCCUUGGCUGUGGCCGCGACAGAAGGACAAGCCGAAGUUGUCCUUGUCGGAUGUGGAGCUCCCAACAGAGGUAUGGGAUGGUACCACGCCGUUCAAAUGCUUGAAGAGAAGUGCCCCAGCGCUUCCUUGGAUUACAUUGUGGAACCCUGGUUCUUGGGAGCCGGAAGCGACUCUCCCGCCGGACAAGAAUUCAAAGAGUUCAAGGACGAUGCCGAGGCCAAGUACGGAGUCAAGUUUGCCGUUUCGUUGGAAGAACUCCCACCCCCAGAGGCUCCACGACUUGCAUUGAUCAGUGGACGUACCGCCGAUAACCCUCGUCUUUUGACCGAAUCCAUCGCCUUUGGAUCCAAGUGCAUCUACCUAGAAAAGCCAGGUGCCCCCACCGUUACCGAACUCGAGCAAAUGAAGCAGGAAGCCGAUGAUGCCGGUGUCGAGGUCUUGAUGGGAUACAACAAGAACGUCUGCAAAUACGUCCGAAAGACCCGAGAAUUCGCCGCCACUCUCCCCGGAUCACACGUUACCUUUAUCAGCAACAACGCCUACGAAAACACCCCAGAAUCUCUUGGAGAAUGCUUUGAGCGAAAUGCUGAGGGUAUGCUCAAGAACAUGGCCAUUCACGAAUUGGCGCUCCUUGUUUCUUUCUACGAUGUCUCUGUCGACAAUAUUGCCGAGGUUGUUGCUGACAAGGAAUUCUCAUCCAUGCAGACUUUGAAGGGACCCAGUGGCAAGGACUUUACCGACUUUGACAAGAUCAAGUUCACCAUCAAGACCAAGAACGGAAACCAAGUCAGUGUUGCUGCCGACCGUUGCGGAGGAACCGACUCGUACGCCACCGUGAGUGAUGCCGAUGGAAAGGAAGUCUUCCGAUACUACAUGCCCGAUGAUGAUGAUAAGGCACACGUCAAGGAAUUGGAAGCCAAGUACCCCACUGCCAUGCCAUAUUUCUUCACACAAGACCCUGACUACAUCACCGUCAAGGAACGUGUGGCCAAGCACACUGUGGACGGGGCUCCAGCAGAGGGUGUUGCAACUAUUGGAAUUGCUGUUGAAACCCUCAAGGUUGCCGAAUACCUCACACCCAUGCUUCGAGAACAGCUCAAAUAA